Messenger RNA from Vigna unguiculata (cowpea), 475 nucleotides. NCBI's taxonomy places the organism in Eukaryota, Viridiplantae, Streptophyta, Magnoliopsida, Fabales, Fabaceae. The record is from RefSeq and is a predicted model, not a curated record.
UAGUUCCUCAGCCCAAAGCCCGUUCCCAUGAAGCAGGUGGGUGGCGGUCGUGUUGUUUCCAGGCCCACAAAGCUUUACCGUGGGGUGAGGCAGAGGCACUGGGGCAAGUGGGUGGCUGAGAUCAGACUCCCCAAGAAUCGCACUCGUCUUUGGCUUGGUACAUUCGAAACCGCUGAAGAAGCAGCUUUGGCAUACGACAACGCAGCAACAACAUCGGAGUUUGAGGAUGUUAAGGUGGGGAUUCAGACAACAUCCUCGCCCUUGUCGGAUGAAUAUUCCUCCUCCUCCUCUUCUUCUUCUGCAGGCUCCUCUUCACCUGAAUCCGAUAUCACUUUCUUGGAUUUCUUGGAUUCUUAUGAAGCAAUGGACAAUCUUGGGUUGGACCUGGAGAAGUACCCCUCAGUGGAGAUUGAUUGGGCAGCUUUAUCUGAGUCAUCAUGAACGAUUAAUUAGUUAUCACUGUUCUCUCUGUUGA